CAUGUCAUUCAAUUCACGUAUUUUGUUAUUUGUUGUUUGACUAAGCAUGGAUGUCACUUUUUCGUUUUUUCCCUGUUCUGUGGGUGUGUGAGCGAGCACAUGCACGCAUGCGCCGUGGUUUCGCUGCUGCAGAGCGUUCGCCGAGGAAAGCCGACGCUGCCAAGGAAACACAUGCAGACAUAAGGGAAUCCAGAUUUCAGCAUCGUCCUCCAUUCCCAUGACUUCCAUAAUGCAACGAUAAUGAUGGAUGCGCACAGCCUUCGUUGCAUUCCAUGCGCGGUGUCUAAAUAGGUGCCAAAUAAUACAAACAACGAAAGGAGGUAAAUAAAAAGCAAACAAAAGGAAAAGCAAAACAUCCAGUGGUGAGUGUCUGGCCGUUUAGGGCGCUGCCGCCAUGCCGCUGGUGAAGAGGUGCAUCGAGCCCCGGCACCUGUGCCGCGGAGCCGUGCCGGACGGGGUUACCAGCGAGCUGGAGUGUGUCACUAACAGCACCCUGGCAGCCAUUAUCAAACAGCUGGGGGGCCUGAGUCGACAUGCAGAGGACAUAUUCGGCGAGCUGUUCAACGAGGCCAAUAGCUUCUACAUGAGGAUGAACAGCCUCCAGGAGAGGGUGGACUUGCUGGCUGUUAAAGUCACCCAGCUGGAUUCCACGGUGGAGGAGGUUUCACUGCAGGACAUCAACAUGAGGAAGGCCUUCAAGAGCUCCACCAUACAGGACCAGCAGGUGGUGUCCAGGAACUCCAUCCUAAACCCAGUCAUGGAGAUGUACCAUCGCUGUGACAAACCUCCGCCUCUCAACAUCCUUAGCCCCUAUAGGGAUGAUAAAAAGGAUGGCCUCAAGUUCUACACAGAUCCUUCCUACUUCUUCAAUCUGUGGAAGGAAAAAAUGCUCCAGGCUACGGAAAAUAAGCGCAAGGAGAAGAGGAGGCAGAAGGCAGGUGACAAGGAACAGAAACAGGUCGAGGACCCCAGCCGGGAGGUGAAGAAAGUGAGAAAGGCCCGGAACCGUCGUCAGGAGUGGAACAUGAUGGCUUACGAUAAGGAGUUCCGACCAGACACCCGCCUGACGCCCUCACCCUACCAUGGCAUGUCCUCAGAGGGAUCUCUCUCUCCAGACAGGUCCGGCAUGUCGGAUGAGAUGUCCUACCCCGCCAGCCCAAACCACCUGCCUCAGGAGGGAGCCGUACUGGGCCCGGAUGGGAAAGAGCACCUGACAGGCCCCAACCAGACCCAGUCACUGGAUCGGGCCUACCGUCCCCCAGCUGCCACCACUGCUGCCGGCCAAGGCCGCCAGCAUUCCCUGGGUCGUGUGCAGCCCCAUCCUGGAACCGCUGACCCGUCCCUGAACGGACCCGGGCCCGCAACCGCAAAGGAUGCCAGUGGCCACCAGAUGCCCGAGCACUUCAUCCCUCCGGCCCCGCCUCCGCCUCCUCCCAUUAUCCCCUCGGCCCAGACAGCAUUCGACAGCGCCACGGGGCCUCCCGGCCUUGCCCCAGGCACGGUGGCCGCCUUGUCGCGCCCCUACAGCCCCUCGCCCCCUCCGCCCCCGCCCACCGGCUAUGUCCCCUCCCCCUCCCACCCCAGUGCCGGGGGACCCCCCGCAGCCCCUCCUCCACCCCCGCCAGCUGGGCCUCCGACGUUCGCUGCCUCUCCAGCGCACGCCACGCACCCGCCCGGGGGCACGCUGCCGAGGAAGGGCAAGGUGCUGGGCAUCCCGAUAAGCGACGCGCGCAGCGACCUGCUGUCCGCCAUCCGCAGAGGUAUACAGCUGAGAAAGGUUCAGGAACAGAGGGAACAGGAAGCCAAGAAGGAGCCAGUGGGCAACGACGUGGCCACCAUCCUGUCGAGGCGCAUUGCCGUGGAGUACAGCGAAUCAGACGAGGACUCGGAGCCCGAGGAGAACGAAUGGUCAGACUGAGGGGAAGGACAAGGAGAAAAGGGGGCGGAGCAGAGCCAGCGUCUCACUAUAGUCCUUCUACACACUGCUGCUAUUCCAGUACCAGGAUACACACACUCAAACACACACACACUCACGCACACCAACUCGCGCACACACAGUCCUCACGUACUACGUCUCCGUAGACCUCUGGUUUGAGACAUUAGAUGAGAAAGUAGAGACAGUACGACAGUAUUCAUUAUCUAAUCUGAUCGGGGCUGAUAAAGAGGGGGGUGUGAAGGACGCGACAGUGGAACUGUGGCUGAGGGGGCGGGGUCUGUUGAAACCAAGGACAGCUCGCUCAUAACUAUAUAUACAGUAUAUUAAAUAAUAUAGUAUCAUAUAUUACUCAUGGUCCAGUAUAAAAGUGUUUUUUUCAUGAGUCCUGAUAUUGAAGUUUGAAUAUUAUUUGUGGUUUCAGAUGCAUUUGGAUUUUCAAAUCCUUCCCCUGUAAAUGAGCCUGACCAAAAACCACAAUUUUUGUUUUCUAGGUGAAGAUGCACGCUAAGGAUGUCUUAAAACUCAUCAGAUUUUUUACUUAAUGCACUUAAAUGUUUUGUUCAUUUAAAGUAUUAUUUGAAGAGGAAUUUUCCAUUUUGGUUGUACUGUUUGUAAUUACUGUGCAUAUGAAGAAGACAGAUUAAGUGUAUCGUUUGAUCAUUAUUGAACAUAUGGUACUGUAGCCGUAACUGUGUCAUCAUCACACGUUUCUGUUCUCUUUAGGGACAUUGUUUAUGUCACGUUGUUCAAUAGUUUACAGUGAUGUGCUUUAGUAUUUCUAGUCUUACCAGCAGUGUGUAACACCAGUUGCUGUUUUUUUGGUUUACAUUAUUUGCUGGUUGACUAAUGACUCCUGUGUAACACAGACUUUAACUUGCCAAUUAUUUAGGGGUUUAUUAUUUAGGGUGUGUGUGUGUGUGUCAGGGAAAAAUGAUAUCUCAUUGCCUUGCUGUUUAUUAUUUUCUGACUCACUUCCAGGGCCUGGGAUAGUAGAUGAAUGCUUGUGAGCUUGUGGUCCAUCUUGAUUAAUGUUCCCCUGGAACAGGAGAAAGGGGUCAUAGCAAUGUAUCAAACAUACUGAUCCUAUGUUUUAGUAAGUCAUAUGUUUAUAUAACUACGAACGUGCUUUACAAUUCAUUGUUAUAUCGAUUUUUUGUAACACUACUUGUUAAAUCAAUUUGGGUAUCUAAAUAUGAAAUGACUAUCACAGUGAUCGAACCUAGAACUAGUGCAUGUAUGAAUAGUUAAUAAAAUUAAAUAAGUGUUAUGGUGCCUUA
Molecule: messenger RNA, 3213 nt
Organism: Esox lucius (northern pike)
Lineage: Eukaryota; Metazoa; Chordata; Actinopteri; Esociformes; Esocidae
Product: wiskott-Aldrich syndrome protein family member 3
Exons: 9
Coding region: 395-1918 (507 amino acids)
Biological process (GO): positive regulation of Arp2/3 complex-mediated actin nucleation; actin cytoskeleton organization
Cellular component (GO): cytoskeleton
Molecular function (GO): Arp2/3 complex binding; protein kinase A regulatory subunit binding; actin binding
Source: RefSeq, a predicted model, not a curated record